Molecule: messenger RNA, 4187 nt
Organism: Trichechus manatus latirostris (Florida manatee)
Lineage: Eukaryota; Metazoa; Chordata; Mammalia; Sirenia; Trichechidae
Gene: PPFIBP2
Product: PPFIA binding protein 2
Exons: 23
Coding region: 476-2680 (734 amino acids)
Biological process (GO): neuromuscular junction development
Cellular component (GO): presynaptic active zone
Molecular function (GO): protein binding
Source: RefSeq, a predicted model, not a curated record
AGCAGGUCCAGUGUGCAGGGCCACCCAUUGAAGAAUACAAGCUGUAUCUGCACUUAUCCAGGGGGUAUCGUGGCAGCUAUCACCCAUGACCCGGAGACCAAGGCUCAGAGGCUGAGCAGGAGCUCAAGAUGCAGGUGAUUAGAUCAGUGGAAAGGCACAUGACCCACAAGUCUUCUCUCAGUCCACAAUUCUGCCUAAUAAGGUGCUGGCUCCUUGUUGCUGGCAGGAGUAAAACCUUGGAAGCCCCACCUCAGCCAUUCCCACAAAUACCUGGAAUUCCAACCAGGUAAACCAUCACGGUGCUGCUAGUAAUGAAACCUACCAGGAACGCUUGGCACGUCUAGAAGGAGAUAAGGAGUCCCUCAUAUUACAGGUGAGUGUCCUCACAGACCAAGUGGAAGCCCAAGGAGAGAAGAUCCGGGAUCUGGAAUUGUGUCUGGAAGGACACCAGGUGAAACUUAAUGCUGCUGAAGAGAUGCUUCAACAGGAGCUGCUAAGUCGCACAUCUCUUGAGACCCAGAAGCUUGAUCUGAUGACUGAAGUGUCUGAGUUGAAGCUCAAACUGGUUGGCAUGGAGAAAGAGCAGAGGGAGCAAGAGGAGAAGCAGAGAAAAGCAGAGGAGUUACUGCAAGAACUCAGGCACCUCAAAAUCAAAGUGGAAGAGUUGGAAAAUGAGCGGAAUCAGUAUGAAUGGAAGUUGAAGGCCACUAAGGCUGAGGUAGCCCAACUGCAGGAGCAGGUAGCCCUGAAAGAUGCAGAAAUUGAGCGUCUACACAGCCAGCUCUCCCGGCCCACGGCCCACAGUGACCAUGCAGAGAGAGACCAAGAAAUUCAAUGUCUGAAAAUGGGAAUGGAAACUUUGCUUGUUGCAAAUGAAGAUAAGGACCGUCGGAUAGAGGAGCUUAUGGGGCUGUUAAACCGGUACCGGCGAGUGAACGAGAUCGUGAUGGCAACUCAAGGGCCUUCAGAAAGAACUCUCUCAAUCAAUGAAGAAGAACUGGAUGGAAGUUUCAGAAAGUGGAAUGCUGUAAAUAAAGGACCUGAAGAAUUAUUUAAGCCAGAGAUGCCUCCAAGAUGUAGCUCUCCCACAGUGGGGCCACCACCACUGCCACAGAAAUCACUGGAAACCAGGGCUCAGAAGAAACUCUCUUGUAGUCUGGAAGACUUGAGAAGUGAAUUUGUGGAAAAGGGCGUCGACAGGAACCAGCUCUCCCCAGUGGUACAACACAAGGAUAGCCCUUUCCUGGCAGAGCACAAAUGCCCCACAUUACCUGGGAAGCUUUCAGGAGCCAUGCCCAAUGGAGAGGCUGCCAAAUCUACUCCCACUGCCUCCCAGCCUGACCCCACAGGGAGUGGCCUGCUGAGACUGAGAGAAACAGAAAGUAGUUGGGAUGACACUGCCAUGGCCAACAACCUCUCAUCCACCUCAUCUGGGACUGAGUCAGGCCCCCAGUCUCCUCUGACACCAGAGGGUAAACAGAGCCCCAAGGGCAUCAAGAAGUUCUGGGGAAAAAUCCGAAGAACUCAGUCAGGCAAUUUCAACACUGAUGCUCCUGGGAUGGCAGAGUUUCGAAGAGGUGGGCUCCGGGCAACUGCAGGACCAAGACUCUCCAGAACCAGAGACUCCAAGGGUCAGAAAAGUGAUGCCAGUGCCCCCUUUGCCCAGUGGAACACAGAGCGUGUAUGUGCGUGGCUGGAGGACUUCGGCCUGGGUCAGUACGUGAUCUUUGCUAGGCAGUGGGUGACGACUGGUCACACAUUACUGACAGCUACUCCUCAGGAUAUGGAAAAGGAGCUGGGAAUUAAGCACCCUCUACACAGGAAGAAGCUGGUUUUAGCAGUGAAAGCCAUCAACACUAAGCAAGAGGAGAAGUCUGCACUGCUAGACCACAUUUGGGUGACACGGUGGCUUGAUGAUAUCGGUCUACCCCAAUACAAAGACCAAUUUCAUGAAUCCAGAGUUGAUGGACGAAUGCUGCAAUACUUAACUGUGAAUGAUCUACUCUUCUUAAAAGUCACCAGCCAGCUACAUCAUCUCAGCAUCAAAUGUGCCAUUCAUGUGCUGCAUGUCAACAAGUUCAACCCCCACUGUCUACACCGGCGGCCAGCUGAUGAGAGUAACCUUUCUCCUUCAGAAGUUGUGCAAUGGUCCAAUCACAGAGUGAUGGAGUGGUUGCGAUCUGUGGACCUGGCAGAGUAUGCGCCCAACCUUCGAGGAAGUGGCGUCCAUGGAGGUCUCAUUAUCCUGGAGCCACGCUUCACUGGGGACACACUGGCUAUGCUCCUCAAUAUCCCACCACAAAAGACGCUCCUCAGACGCCACCUAACCACUAAAUUCUAUGCCCUGAUUGGUCCUGAGGCUGAACAGGAAAAGCGAGAGAAAAUGGCCUUACCAGCCUAUACAGCCUUGACCACCACAGCCAAAGUCCGGCCAAGGAAACUAGGAUUUUCACAUUUUGGAAACAUAAGAAAAAAGAAAUUUGAUGAAUCGACGGACUACAUUUGCCCGAUGGAGCCCAGUGAUGGUGCUGGUGAUGGCCACAGUGUCUACAGUGGCUACCGGUGCCUUGGCCCUCUUGAUGCCCCUGAACUAGAUGGGCUGGACCAGACUCUGCUGAGCCAGGACCAGCUGCUGAACGACUCUCGCCUGGCUGCUCCAGGCUCUGAUAACUGGAGAUGACUUCCUUCAUGGCCGAGAGCCCAGAGAGGCACGUGUGGGGACCCUGAGUCUUUGCUUCAAUGAGGAGCUGGCACACAGCCAUCUGUGGAGCCCAGAAUGGGCUGGGGCUGGUGGGGGCAUCUCAGACACACGUGCUAACAGGAGCAGAGAUGUGAAACAGAUGUCCCAGAGAUGGCCUCAGUGUCCCUAUGUGUUUUCAGCCCUGCUGUGCGCUUCACCGCAGCUUUUCUACCUGUUCUAUUUUUAUAUGUAGACUGCAGACCACUUUUGCAGGAGGGCACUGAGGUCUUCGCAUACAGACUCAAUGGCUCAUGCUGUUCCUGGUGACAGCUGAGAGGCUUUUAUACCAGAAGGGAGGGGCUGUUGGUUCAUAAAAGCUCUGCUGGGAAAAAAAAAAAUGUUCUCAAUCAUCUGUUGUGACCAAGCUCAGCAAAAUGGUAACAGGGUGCCCCCUACUGGGCUGCUUUGAAGGCACGUGCAAGUAUUUUCAUUCACUUGAAUCGGGCAGGGUGAGGGGAUUUAGAGUGGCGGGUGAGAGCAGAAAAGGAGCCAUAAGACUCCUUUCCUACUGCCCCGUCUGCCUUCAAUCUACCCUCAUCUGCAGUGGGCAUCUGCUGAUUCCUAGGUGUUGCUGGGCCUCACAGCGUUCUAGCAAAGGAGUCCCUAAUACACACAGACACAGGCCCUCUCCCUCUUCCCAAGCUCACCAGCGCACACUCAGAAUCUCUGUCCUACCAUUGCCUCUCAUCAUCCUCAGGUGUAACUGAUUAAACAUCUUCCCCCUCAUUGGAGGGCCCCUGCACGCCCCAAACUCAACAUGUUUCCACAACAACUCACCAUCUUCCCAAACAAGCCUGUUCCCUCUUGUGUCUCCUGUGUCAGUCAGAGGCACCACCAUGCUUUGUCAUACAGGGUUAAAACUGAGACUACACCCUCAGUUCCUUCCCCAGUGAAUCAGUUGCCAAAUGCUCUCCAGCUCCCUAAGUGAUUCUGCCCCUUCAUCUCCCUCCUCCUGUGACUGCUCUAGUUCAGGCCUUAUCUCUCAACUCAUUAUUGACUGCAGCUGGUCUCCUGCUACUUGGUACCUCAUCUCUCCAGUUAGUCCUCUCAGGCAUGUUCUCUACUCCAUCCCCAGGGUGACCUUCCCAAAGCACCAUUUUAAUCCUGUCACCUUUCUGCUCACAAGUCCUCAGUUAUAGAAUUACCACAGGAUAGAAGUAAAAAUUCUGAGCCCAAUAUCCAAGGUCCUUUAUAGUGAUUCAGCACACUGGCUGUGUCAGCCUUCAUGAACCCACCACUCUCUACCCAAAUCCACUGUUCGAGGCAUGUGCCCCCUUUCUGCAUCAUUCCUCACUAUGGAAUGCGUUUUUUCUAGCCCCCUUCACAUGGCCAAAUCUCACCUGUCAAGGCCCAGUACAAACACUCUUACAGGAAACCUUUGUUGAUGUUUCAGUUGCAGGUCAACUCUAUCCCAUAAUGUUUUGUCCUUUUCAAGACAACAGCACUU